Molecule: messenger RNA, 2016 nt
Organism: Cylas formicarius (sweet potato weevil)
Lineage: Eukaryota; Metazoa; Arthropoda; Insecta; Coleoptera; Brentidae
Exons: 6
Coding region: 68-1939 (623 amino acids)
Cellular component (GO): extracellular region
Molecular function (GO): chitin binding
Source: RefSeq, a predicted model, not a curated record
UACUAUAAAAGACAUAAACUCAAUCGUUUGCAUGCCAGUUAUAAUUAAGAAUAAUUGAAGAUCGAACAUGAAAGGUUCGAUGUCAAUGCUAACGAUAUUUUUACUUUUGGGUGCAGUUUUUCAAUCUGGAUUAGCUGCCCAAUGCACCUCCCAAUACAGAGCUGACGCUACGGACUGUACUAAAUUCUACGAAUGCUCGAACGGAAUAUGGUCGCAAUUUAAUUGUUCAUCUGGACUAUACUUCAGUACAACACUUGAUACAUGCGUGUGGCCGCAGCAGUCGGGAUGCGUUGCUGGUAACAAUAAUGGAGGCACCGAGCCGGAUCCCAGCAACAACAACAACAAUAACAAUGGAGCCAACACCAACAACAAUAAUGGGCCAUGCCUAUCACAGUAUAGUCCCCAUCCUACCGAUUGCGCUAAAUUCCUUGAAUGCUCCAAUGGAAUUUCUAAGGCCAUUGACUGUCCAGAAGGACUAUACUUCAGUCCGACCCUUGACGUUUGCGUUUGGCCAGCGCAAUCAGGGUGUGUUUCCACAAAUAAUAACAAUAACGAAGCAUGUGCAGCCGAGUUCAUACCUCACCCGACGGACUGCACAAAAUAUUACCAAUGCUCUGACGGUGAACUAACACAAUUCAGCUGUUCUGGUGGUUUAUUCUUUAGUGCAAGUCUUGAUGUUUGCGUUUGGCCAGACCAAUCGGGAUGCAUUGCGAUAAAUAACAACAACGGAAACAGCACUGGCAACAACUCAAAUGGUAGCGGCAAUAACAACGGCAAUGGCAACAAUAAUAAUAACGGAAAUAAUAACAACAAUGGAAACGAAAACAACAAUGGCAACAAUAAUAAUAACGGUAAUGAAAAUAACAACGGAAAUGAAAAUAACAACGGUAAUGAAAAUAACAAUGGUAACGAGAAUAACAAUGGUAACGAAAAUAACAACGGAAACGAAAAUAACAACGGUAACGAAAAUAACAAUGGUAACGAAAAUAACAACGGAAACGAAAAUAACAACGGUAACGAAAAUAACAAUGGUAAUGAGAAUAACAACGGAAAUGAAAAUAACAACGGUAACGAAAAUAACAAUGGCAACGAAAAUAACAACGGAAACGAAAAUAACAAUGGCAAUGGCAAUAAUAAUGGAAACGGAAACAACAACGGCAAUGGUAAUAAUAAUGGAAAUGGCAACAAUAAUGGAAACGGCAAUAAUAACGGCAAUAAUAACAAUAAUGGAAAUAACAAUAACAACGGCAACAACAAUAAUAACGGAAACGAAAAUAAUAAUGGAAAUGAAAAUAAUAACGGUAACGAAAACAACAACGGAAACGAAAAUAACAACGGCAAUGAAAACAAUAAUGGAAAUAACAAUAACAAUGGCAACGAAAAUAAUAACGGAAAUGAAAAUAACAAUGGCAACGAGAAUAAUAACGGAAACGAAAAUAACAAUGGCAAUGGAAACAAUAAUGGAAAUGGUAAUAAUAAUGGAAACGGCAACAACAAUGGAAAUGGUAACAAUAACGGCAACGGUAAUAAUAACGGCAACAACAAUAACAACGGCAACAACAAUAACAACGGCAACAACAACAAUAAUGGAAACAAUAAUAACAAUGGUAACAACAAUAACAACGGAAACAACAACAAUAACGGACAAGAUGAUACAACUUCGAGUGAAGCACCAUCUCCUAGUCCAACUACUACAACCACAACCGCUGCACCAACAACGUUGUCGACAACUGCGGCUCCAACAACAACUACAACUACGACGCCUGCUCCAACCACGACAACAACUACAACAACGCCAGCUCCAACGACCACUUCCACAACAACGACAACGACAACAGCUGCUCCACCACCAAACGGAGGAAAUAACGGAAAUUGUAUACCAUACUGGCCAUGGGCUUACUGGCCGUGGAAUUUGUACCCAUGCUACUGGCAGCCGUAGAUAGCUCGGUAAAUUAUCCGACUAUUAAUUAAAAAUCAAAGAGUUUUACAAAUAAAGUGACCAGAAUAUUUUUGUUA